AUGGCAGCCGAUCAUUCGUCCUCUUCCACGGGCCAGCAGCAAACGGCGGACAUCAGCGCGGCCGCGCCCGAGGACUCGAGGCAGAUGGCAAUGAGCGGGCCGCUCAACGUCCGGGGCGACCGGAGGCCGCCGCCGAUGCAGAGGGCCUUCAGCAGGCAGGUCUCUCUCGGCAGCGGCGUGACGGUGCUGGGCAUGGACAGAGGGGGGAGGAACGGUGGCGGAAGGGGCCAGCGCGCCCUCCCCCGCAGUGGUAGGAGCCUCGGGGUGCUCAACCAUAGCGGCGGCCUGGGCCAGGCCGGCGGCGACGGCGCCGCGCGCAGGGGUGGUGACUUCAGCAUGUUCCGGACCAAGUCGACGCUGAGCAAGCAGAACUCGCUGCUGCCGACGAGGAUCAGGGAGUCCGACCUAGAUCUGCCGACGCACGUCGAGGAUCAGUCCGCCGGCAGGCCGGUGGAGGAUCCGCUCAACAAGAGCGUCCCCGCCGGCCGCUACUUCGCCGCGCUCCGCGGCCCUGAGCUCGACGAAGUCCGCGACUACGAGGACAUCCUGUUGCCCAAGGACGAGGUGUGGCCGUUCCUCCUGCGGUUCCCGAUCGGCUGCUUCGGUGUGUGCCUGGGCCUCGGCAGCCAGGCCAUCCUGUGGGGCGCGCUGGCGGCGAGCCCGGCGAUGCGCUUCCUGCACGUCACGCCCAUGAUCAACGUCGCGCUAUGGCUGCUGGCGGUCGCCGUGCUCGUCGCGACGUCCGUCACCUACGUGCUCAAGUGCGUCUUCUACUUCGAGGCCAUCCGCCGCGAGUACUUCCACCCGGUCCGCGUCAACUUCUUCUUCGCGCCGUGGAUCGCGGCCAUGUUCGUCACCAUCGGCCUGCCCCGCGCCUACGCUCCCGAGCGGCUGCACCCGGCCGUGUGGUGCGCCUUCGUCCUGCCGCUCUUCGCGCUGGAGCUCAAGAUAUACGGGCAGUGGCUGUCCGGCGGCAAGCGGCGGCUGUGCAAGGUGGCCAACCCGUCGUCCCACCUCUCGGUGGUGGGCAACUUCGUCGGGGCCAUACUGGCGGCGAGGGUCGGGUGGGCGGAGGCCGGCAAGCUCCUGUGGGCCAUCGGGGUCGCGCACUACAUCGUCGUGUUCGUCACGCUGUACCAGCGGCUGCCCACCAACGAGGCGCUGCCCAUGGAGCUGCACCCGGUGUACUCCAUGUUCAUCGCCACGCCGUCGGCCGCCAGCCUCGCCUGGGCCGCGAUCUACGGCAGCUUCGACGCCGUGGCACGCACCUUCUUCUUCAUGGCCAUCUUCCUGUACCUGUCCCUCGUCGUGCGCAUCAACUUCUUCCGGGGGUUCGGGUUCUCCCUCGCGUGGUGGUCGUACACGUUCCCCAUGACCACGGCGUCGCUGGCCACCGUCAAGUACGCCGAGGCUGUGCCGUGCUUCGCGAGCAGGGCCCUCGCGCUGAGCCUCUCCCUCAUGUCGUCGACCAUGGUGUCGCUGCUGCUCGUGUCGACGCUCCUGCACGCGCUCGUCUGGCGAUCGCUCUUCCCCAACGACCUGGCCAUCGCCAUCACCAAGGACCGGCAGAACGGCGCGGUGAAGCCGAAUGGCAGGGGGAAGAGGGCCAGCAAGAGGGUGCACGACAUCAAGCGAUGGGCCAAGCAGGCGCCCCUGUCCCUCGUGUCCUCCAUCACCAAGAGCCACUCCGCGGACAAGGAGGAAGAGGAGAGAACAGACUAG
Messenger RNA from Miscanthus lutarioriparius, 1722 nucleotides. NCBI's taxonomy places the organism in Eukaryota, Viridiplantae, Streptophyta, Magnoliopsida, Poales, Poaceae. The record is from the annotation of a GenBank genome assembly.